AGCAGAAGGUAUGCAUGUGAUGUGUGGAAUAUGAAAUUUCAGAAAAUGGAAAUGCUGUCAAGUGUGUCAACCAACCAAAUAAGUGAGAAAGACUCAAGACAACAAGGAGGGAGGGAGGGAGAGAGAGAGAAUCGAUGAUUCCAAAUUCGUGAAGGGAAGCAAUCCCUCUCUCACACGCACAUGCAUGCCCUUCUCUUUUCCCUUUUAACCAGAAAUAAUUCAUUCCAACUCCCACUUUCCUCCUCUUCGAUUUCUUCCUCUGCGAUUCAUUUGGUUGCUUUGCACGGUGCUUGAUCCAACUUCUCACUAUUUUAUUUUGAUUUUCACCGGAAACAAAUUAUAGCAGGAUCAAUGAUGGAGUUGGGCAGGGCAAGCUCCCCAGCAGGAUCAUUGAUGGAGUUGGGCAGGGCAAGCUCCCCAGCAGGAUCAUUGAUGGAGUUGGGCAGGGCAAGCUCCCCAGCAGUUCGAACAAUUCCAAUAGAUUCACCAAUUUCUGCUUUGAAUAAGUUUAAACAGCAGAAUCUCCCAGCAUGUAAGCCAGUCCUCAAGCCAUCCUGUGUUAUUACUUCUUUUUUGGUGCUCGGUUUUAUUUUCGUUCCUAUUGGACUUACCACUCUUUGUGCUUCUCGUACUGUUGUUGAAAUUGUUGAUCGCUAUGAUUCGGGGUGUGUUCCUGGGGCAUUUAGAAGCAACAAAGUGUCCUUUAUCAAAGAUACCUCUCUUCCCAAAAACUGCUCUCGGAUCCUCAAGGUGCGCAAGCAUAUGAAAGCUCCUAUUUAUAUCUAUUAUCAGCUUGACAAUUACUAUCAAAAUCACCGAAGGUAUGUGAAAAGUAGAAGUGAUCAGCAACUCUUACAUGGACUUAAGUCCAACAAUACAAGUUCCUGUGAACCUGAAGAGUUCAAUAAUGGUCUUCCUGUUGUCCCUUGUGGGCUGAUAGCAUGGAGUUUGUUCAAUGACACGUACACAUUUAUUCGUGGAACAAAAGAAUUGAGGAUCAAUAGAAAGAAUAUUGCAUGGGAUAGUGAUCGUGAUAGCAAAUUUGGGAAGCAUGUAUAUCCCAUUAAUUUCCAGAAUGGAACCUUAAUCGGUGGUGGGAAACUAGAUCCCCAUAUCCCUCUAAGUGAUCAAGAGGAUCUCAUUGUAUGGAUGCGCACUGCUGCUCUUCCUAGCUUCCGCAAGUUGUAUGGUAGAAUUGAAGAGGACUUGGAGGCAGAUGAUGUUAUAGUGGUUCAUCUAAUGAACAAUUAUAACACGUACAGCUUUGGAGGAAAAAAGAAGCUUGUUCUUUCAACAUCAAGUUGGUUAGGAGGAAGGAAUGACUUCCUUGGAGUUGCCUACAUCUUUGUUGGCGGUUCUUCUAUAAUCCUCUCAAUUGUCUUCUUGUUGCUUCAUAUGAAAAAUUCAAGGUAUUAAAAAGUCCUCGGCGGUUCUUUUUUGGUUUCUGACGGGCCUUGUGUGGACAAAACUGUAUCAUCCUGGAGUGGAAAAGACCUUUCUAGUUGAAGAGGUGACGAUGCCUUCCAAUUUAAGAUUAUUAAAUGAUAAUUGUAGUCGUCGUGUAUUUUGUGUUGAAAUUGCUGAACAACUUGAAAAUGUGUUAGGACUGACAAGGAGCUUGAGGGUGAUUCAAAAGAAAAGAGUGAUAUCUGAUGCUCAUUACAUUAAAAAAAAAAAAAAAACUAAGAAAAAUUUCAAAUAUGAAUAGAAAAUUUUGUGUGCAUUUAAUAAAAUCAGUUGAUAA
Molecule: messenger RNA, 1744 nt
Organism: Populus nigra (black poplar)
Lineage: Eukaryota; Viridiplantae; Streptophyta; Magnoliopsida; Malpighiales; Salicaceae
Product: putative ALA-interacting subunit 2
Exons: 8
Coding region: 352-1416 (354 amino acids)
Cellular component (GO): plasma membrane; endoplasmic reticulum; Golgi apparatus
Source: RefSeq, a predicted model, not a curated record